AUGUCAAUAUGUGGUUCUUCCAAUGAUGAGCAUGAUAUCAUCACUUUACAUUAUGCAGAGGAAGGUCUGUUAACCGUAGGUGAGAAUAGGGAAAGUCCUGCUGCUGCAUUUGGAGAUGAUGUAGCAAUGAAAUGUCUUGCAACUGAAUUCCAGAGAGAGAUCUAUGUGAGUGGCCUUCUGUUUGGAACUUUUAUCUCUUCUGCCUCCUUGGAAUGUACAUUAACAAUUCUUAAGUUGGUGUGUGCCGGUGGAGACCAUUAUGAGCCUCUUAUAGCCCAUCCAUGCUCUCUUUUUUCAAAGGAGAAGGUUGCAUUGGUAUUCUGA
This is a messenger RNA of Thlaspi arvense, 324 nucleotides long. NCBI's taxonomy places the organism in Eukaryota, Viridiplantae, Streptophyta, Magnoliopsida, Brassicales, Brassicaceae. The record is from the annotation of a GenBank genome assembly.